Messenger RNA from Eptesicus fuscus (big brown bat), 1622 nucleotides. RefSeq names its product proteasome maturation protein (gene POMP). The record is from RefSeq and is a predicted model, not a curated record. Gene Ontology annotation, cellular component: cytoplasm; nucleus. Lineage: Eukaryota; Metazoa; Chordata; Mammalia; Chiroptera; Vespertilionidae. The transcript has 7 exons. Bases 1 to 744 code for a protein of 247 amino acids. Gene Ontology annotation, biological process: proteasome assembly.
AUGCACCUGGACCAGGCAGGAUUGCACCUGCAACCCAGCGGAGGUCCGGGCUCCCCUCCCGGGCACACCGCGUCCCGGCCGCCCCCCUCGCAGCCACACCCCCCCGCGCUCUGGGGCCCGGCCCCCCGGGACUGCGGGCGUGGGAGCCCCGGCCCCGCUCGGGUCCCUCCCGGCGACCCGCGGCCUCCUUCCUUCCUCGCCCGGACGGACGCACUUCCGGCGGAUGGGGAGGAGGGGAGCAGCCCCGGAAACGGAAGUGAGCGGCGGGGCGGGCUGACGCGACCGGGCUGGAGAGGCUGUUUGCGGCGUGAGCUAAAGAUGAAUACCAGAGGACUUGGAUCUCAGCUAAAGGACAGUAUUCCAGUUACUGAGCUAUCAGCAAGUGGACCUUUUGAAAGUCAUGAUCUUCUUCGAAAAGGUUUUUCUUCUGUGAAAAAUGAACUUUUGCCCAGUCAUCCUCUUGAAUUAUCAGAAAAAAAUUUCCAGCUCAACCAAGAUAAAAUGAAUUUUUCCACACUGAGAAACAUCCAGGGUCUGUUUGCUCCACUAAAAUUGCAAAUGGAAUUCAAGGCAGUGCAACAGGUUCAGCGUCUUCCAUUUCUUCCAAGCUCAAACCUUUCACUGGAUAUUUUGAGGGGUAAUGAUGAGACUAUUGGAUUUGAAGAUAUUCUUAAUGACCCAUCACAAAGUGAACUAAUGGGAGAACCACACUUGAUGGUGGAAUAUAAACUUGGUUUACUGUAACGCACUGAGCUGACCAUGGAAAUGGAGGGGCUACAUCUUGUUUAUAGUCAUCUUUUUGCUAUAAUUUUAUGUAUACAACAUUAAAAGUACUGACACCUGAGAAUUGUUGCCUACAUAGUAUCAUCAUUGGAAAUUAUUUGUGUCUUUGGUUUACGUCCAUGUGACAGUUGAAGGCACUAGAGAUGAUUUUAAAACUCCUGAAUUAUAUUGAAACAAUAACCUUCUGUAUCUUUAAAAAAUUAUUGCUAAUGAAUAUUAUAAAACUGACAACAGGUUCCAGUUUAACCUAUUUCCUAGGCAUUCCAUAAGUUGAAUUUUGAAUAAUCAUUAUCAGUAUUUGAGUCCUUAGUCUUCAUAGCCCUUUCAGAGUAAACAUCUGUAAUUGAUUUCAGUGAUCACACUUCAAAUUAAGUACAAAAUCAGAUAUGUAUAUUUUACCUUGUUUCCAUAGCCCAUUAGUACCCAUAAGAGUAAUAUUUGCGCCCUAGCUGGUUUGGCUUUAGUCGGCCUGUAGUUGCAUUCCGAUCAAGGGUACAUGCCUGGGUUCUGGGCUCGAUCCCCGGUAGGGGGUAUGCAUGAGGCAGCCAAUUGAUGAUUCUCUCUCAUUAUUGAUAUUUCUAUCUCUCCCUCUCCCUUCCUCUCUGAAAUCAAUAAAAAUAUAUUUUUUAAAAAAGAAGAAUAUCUGUGCCUGACCAGCAUGGCUCAGUGGUUAAGCGUUGACCUAUGAGCCCGAAUGUCAUGGAUCAAUUCCCGGUCAGGGCACAUGUCCUGUUGCAGGUUCCAUCCCCAGUGUGGAGGCAUGCGGGUGGCAGUGGAUCAGUGAUUCUCAUCAUUGAUGUUUCUAUCUCCCUUCUCUAAAAUCAAUAAAAACAUUUUAA